CCUGCCAACUUGCAGGACCUAUCAACUUGUCCUGCAACUUUUUAAAGAAGGAAACAGGAAGUGGCCAUUCACUUUGUUCUUUUAGAGUUCUAUUUUUUGGGAAGAAUCCACAGUGUCAUUCUGGAGCUCUUUUGCUCACAGGUAGUCAAAAAAAGGUCAGUCGCUGUUGCACACAGAGAUCAGUUUUACAAGUCCUGGGUCUAGUCUGGUUCUGGUACAUGUUCAGGUUUGGACCUGAUUCAGUCUGAUCUGAGCUGGAAUGCCGUGAAAAGAAGGGUGGGGGGUCACAAUUAUGACUUUAGACUCAACUUGAAGAAUUUACAAAUGACUUGUGACUUUCCUCUGACUUGAUCUGACUUCAGACUUGCGUGUGUCUGGACUUGAUUCUAAAGUGGAGAGACUUGAGAGUUAUUAGUGACUUGUUCCCACCUCUGAUGACUGAAGAUGUGAACCUGUUGAUGUCAGAACUUUAAUUUUUCGUUUCAUCUCCUGGAUGGAAAAGAUGACAGCAACACCUGAGUCCCUCUAUGCAGUCAUGUGCACCACCUGACAGUCAGGUUUACCUUUGGGGCGGAGCGGCCUGGGAGCUGAGAAAAGCCGAGACUCAGCUGGUCUCCUAGCUUUAAUUAAAACACCGACACCCCCUUGAGAGCAGCAGAAGAGUGUUUAUAGAAACCUGCCUGUGCUGCUCAGUCCUCCACCACAGAGGAAGAAGGUGGAUGGAUUCGACAUUAAGCAACUGAGAUGUCGUUCCAGAUCCUCGUCACUUCAUUCAGACUGAAGAAAAGUUUCAGCUGCUGGUUCUUUGAUACAGAUCUGGUUACAGCCUGGUGUGCAUCUCCAGUGGAUGACAGGUGGGACCACACCUGGACAGGUCACCUGUCACAAUGAAAACCUAAAAAAUAAAUUCUGGAUUAAAUAUCCUGUUUUUUUAUUUAUUUUUUUAUUCCUCUCGUUGUUUCGAGUUCCAACAAAAAUAACUGUUCGUUUAGCAUCAGGAUGUUAAUUUGAACAUUCCUAUGACAUCACACAGGUGAUGAGCUGUGGUUGGUCAGGGAGCUGUAGGGAGAGUCUUUAACUUUAUGAUGCUUGUGUGACCGUCUGCUCCCACCAGAUGAGUGAUGACAUCAUGAGCCGGUGGCGUCGUUCAGUGGAAGAGGUGACAGCACGAAGACAGCUGGCUGAGUGUGAGCGUGCUCAGAACGCUCUCAGUCGAGUCACUUCCUGUUUUCAGCAGUUGGUGAUGUCACUUGGCAGCUCAGCUGAUAGCAGCUUCUUGCGAGAAGAGAUGGUUGAGACCAGAGCGCUCGCUCAUCGGAUUUGUACUGGCCUGUCUCGCCGCCUGUUAUCCCUGCUGUCAGACAGUAAUCCCGCCCCUUCAGGUGUGGCAGACAAACAGGAGCCGGAGCGUCUCUGGGUUCUCUUUCUGUCUGCAGUGGAGAACUUCCUGUCUGACCUGCGUAAAGCCAAUGAUCUGAUUGGACAGUUUCCCCUGACUCAGCGCUCAAACAGGCAUUCUCUGGUCAACACAGGAUGCAUGGAUGGAAUGGUGGGCAUGGCAGCUCGGGUGGCUCUAGUCCAGGUUCCUUGGCUCACCUUGGAGGAGGUGCCUAGUCCUGAUCUGGCCAAUCACAUAGCAGUUCUGGAGGCCAUGCUGAGUGAGAUGCAGCUGAGGGUUCCUGUUGCGUUCUGGUCGGUGGAAGCAACCCAGCCAGCGUGGGCUGAAGCUCUUGGAGAGCCUGAUGAUCCAGACACCAACCUGGAGAACCUGAUGCAGGCCGAGGUCACCUUCAACAGCACCAAUGUGUCUGCCUGCUGCGGACUCAGCUGCGUUGGCUAGACUCUUCAGACUGGAGGUGUUUUGAAGAGCGACACAUUUGAGGAUUCAGGAUCAGGAUCAGAGCCAAGGAAGAUGAAAGUCUUUUUAGCCGAUUGGUUCAAAUAAAAUAAUCAGAGUAACUUUAUUCCUUUCUUAUGGAGCGAGACUCCAGCCAACUGCAUCAUUAACACAACGAAAAAAUCUCUGUAUUUUAUAAUUAUUCAAAUCAAUUAGAUCAUAACAAAUGCAAGUUAAAGCGCACGAGCUUCCUGCUGUUACUCAGCUGUUCUCAAGAGGGCAGGUGACCUGUUGUAGCUCUACUGCUGCAUUAACUGACCUCUGGCCCCAAAUAUUCCUCACUUCGCCUGCAUCCGGUUAGAGAUGCUAAACAUCCAUCUGUGGCUUGUUUUGUAAAAUGUUUUAACGAGGUUUAGUUCAACAUCUCUAAAGGGAAACUAAGCAGAUGCAAUGUUUGUAAGCGGCUACUUUUAAUAAAUUAUCAAUAGAAUAUAAAGGUAUUCAAUAAAAUGUAAUUUUCCAUAAAAUAUGGAUUAUCAAUUUUAUUGAGCCUUUGAUAUUCAAUUGAUGAUGAAACUAGGUACGUUGGGUACGCCAGGGAAACAGCACUUAUAAUUUGACACGGAGACAGAAAUAUAGUUUAUAAAAAUCUAUAUUACUAUAUUUCUGCUACUAGAAUGAAAUGACAAAUGAUUAUGUAUGCCGAGUUAAGGUGAUAUCAACUGAAUGAGAAAGGAUGAAAUACGAGCUUAGAUGCUAUGUUAAUAAACCUAAUUAAGUCUUAAAAGAUUGUGAUGUCUGGGUUGUAAAAGUAGUUUAGCUGAAUGCAAGUCACUCCAAAUCAACAUUUUUUUUGCUGUUAAACUAUAAAUGAGUGUCUGAUCGUGCUGUAGACAAAUGUAGUCAAUAAAUUUGGCACUUUAGUGCAUCUUAGUUAAAAUUUAAAUUUUCUGCCUAAAACGGUCAACGAUGCACGUCAUCAGGCAAAAACUCUGCACUGCGUUUGAAUUUAAAUCUGCCAUUGCUAUUGGCUAAGAGGUACCCUGAUGUUAGAUGGGACAUUAUGUCACAAUGUCGUGAGUGUAUUUGUUAGCGGCUCCACCCUGUUUGCUAGGCAACAGCAUUUGUUGCAUUUUUCAAACAGGAAGUGGGAGUUGAGAAAGAAUCGGGUCGGGGGUGACUUGCUCUUUAACAAAUUAUUAAAACCAUCCUGUCGCCAGGUGAGAGACCACGAUUACCCUUGUGAUGGAAGUUCUCGGUAGGUCCAGCUGGCUAGGGAGUAGUCAGCUUGCUGUUGGGAGGAGUUGACUUCUGGAAGGUCAAAGGUCGCAGCUUCCUUUGAAUUUGCACAACUGGCCAGUGAGAUACAUCCAGGUCUGCUGGCGAGAUGUUGCACGUCUGAGAGGUUUCUCUGAUGGGAGUUUUGCAAAGAAGGAUGGUUCCUUAUGCUACUGACCCAGUUGGCCUAACAGGACAGCGUGCUAGAACUGAAGAAUCCAGGAAGUAAAUUGUCUUUUAUAAAAUGGGUUCUUUACAAAGUUAGACAAACCAGUAUGUAGAACGUCUUCAGACACCACUUCGUUCCUGCAACACUUAGAGGCUCAUUACACUUAACAUGAAGUAAAUCUGUUAUACAGUCAUUUAUCAAUAUAGUAAUAUUAUGUGAAUAUACUGAUAAUAACUCAUUAAAUUCAACAAGUAGAAUCAUGUGGUGUUUUUAAGAUCUGAAAUAAAACA
Molecule: messenger RNA, 3574 nt
Organism: Nothobranchius furzeri (turquoise killifish)
Lineage: Eukaryota; Metazoa; Chordata; Actinopteri; Cyprinodontiformes; Nothobranchiidae
Source: RefSeq, a predicted model, not a curated record